Molecule: messenger RNA, 1636 nt
Organism: Cimex lectularius (bed bug)
Lineage: Eukaryota; Metazoa; Arthropoda; Insecta; Hemiptera; Cimicidae
Product: translocon-associated protein subunit alpha
Exons: 6
Coding region: 290-1171 (293 amino acids)
Cellular component (GO): endoplasmic reticulum; endoplasmic reticulum membrane
Source: RefSeq, a predicted model, not a curated record
AAUUUAUUUAAACAAGGAGACAACGGAUGUUCGCGUUUUUUGUACAUUUUUGCCGUUUUCACGGCGAAAGACCGAUUCCCAGUUGCUGUUACGAUCCCGUUGACGUAUCCUGCCAUGUGCAGUGCCAUGGUAGCCACGUAAAUACAAUCCAGCCAGGAGUUGGACUGGCAGGACCAAGUUGUAGAAGUGUUAUGCGACUGGGCAUCAGUUAGAGGCCAGACGGGAAAAAUCGACCAUUCGAACAAGGACUUUUUUUUGUACAAAGCCCAAGUGGAAAAUCAAGUUAAAUAUGAAGUAUUUCCUGAUCCUGCUUCUCGCCGUCCCGGCGAUAGUCUUUACCCUAAGCCCAGGGAUAGUUAGGGCUCAAGAAGACGAUGUAGACGACGAGAUGGUGGACGUUGAAAAUGAAGAGACUGCCGUAACAGGAGAAGAUGCCGUCGAAGAAGAAGAGGCGCCGGAAAAACCAGGUGGUUCGCCUGAUGCCGAUACGACCAUACUAUUCACAAAGCCUUCGCUGCAAACUGGCUCACUCCUCGAUCUCCCUGGAGGCGUUUUGGUUGAGUUCCUUGUCGGGUUCAAGAACAAAGGCUCCCAGGACUUUGUCCUCGAGACUCUCGAUGCUUCGUUCAGAUACCCAAUGGACUUCAAUUUUUACAUUCAGAACUUUUCGACUCUCAGCUAUGAGAAGCCAGUUAAGCCGAGUCAAGAAGCCACACUUUUUUACAGUUUUGUACCAGCGGAGGCAUUCGCCGGAAGACCUUUUGGUCUCAGCAUCAACCUCAGAUACCGGGACUUGGGCGGAAACCAAUACUACGAAGGUGUCUUCAACGAAACUGUUAACAUUAUCGAGCUUGACGAAGGCCUAGACGGAGAAACGUUCUUCCUUUAUGUGUUCCUGAGUGCUUGUGCCGUCUUGGCAUUGGUUGUAGGACAACAGUUCCUCGUUUCCGUUGGUAAGAAGAGGGUCGGAUCGUCUUCAACCUCAUCGAAGAAACAGAUCGAAACUGGUACCAACGAUGACGACGGCAUUGACUAUGAUUGGCUCCCAAAGCAAACUCUGCAGAGCUUCAAAAACGGACAACAAGGUUCAAAGAAGAGUAAACAGAAGCGACGCAAAAACAAAAAAGGCGUCUCGAGGACAAUAUAUGCCCAAACGGGUGUACAAAACUGAGACGAGUCCCAAAAGAAACAGCAAAUCACCGAAGACUAGCCCUAGAAACCGGGCGAAGAGAUCUGCGAGGGACGACUGACAUCAUUCAGUACACCUUGUGGGGACAAAACUUUUUUUCAUUUUUUUUCUUCUAUGAGAAAAAAAACGUACAGACUGAUCCUGCAGGUCUGUAGUACAUCCGAUACUACAUUUUUUCACAUGUUAAAAUCAGUAUAAAUUUUAUUGAGUAAAAAAUCGUAAUUUAAUAUUAAAAUAAACACCUCUUUGAGGGUUUUUAAGUGAUAUUUAUAAAAUAAAAAAAGAGACAAAAAAUGCUCACAAUAUUAUAGCAAUCAAUUAUUGAAAAAAUUGUAAUUUUUUUUUAAAUUUCUAAUUUAUUUAAUUUUUUUUUUUACAUUUACAUGUUUUUUGUUUGUGCAAUAUGCGAGGAGUGCGUCAAUUGUUCAUAACUUUUAGACAUGGAAA